AUGACUUGGAUAAUAUACGAGAAGGACGAACAUUACCACUCCUUCGACGACUCGUCCUCGUCAUCCGAUUCUGACAUUGAAGAGACCGCUACCAAAGAUGAGAGCCAGCGAGGCUCAGAUGAAGACCCAGAUGGCGAUGAUGACACCGCACGUACGCAUGGGCCGAAGACCACAUCGGAGAGGCGCAGAGCGCAGAAUGACGUCCUGAAGGCCUUUGCUGCUAACAUCAGCUCUCACUUGACACAGAAGGAAGUUGAUGAUGCUGCUGCAAAGACCGCCAACGAAGAGCAGCUGUCGAUCCGCGACAUACUCGCCAGACAAGAGGGCACAGUCCGCAUCACGAACCCUCGCGACUAUCAGACUGAACUGUUUCAGAGGGCCAAGAGUGAGAACGUGAUAGCGGUCUUGGACACUGGCUCCGGCAAGACUCACAUCGCAACUCUACUUCUACAGCAUGUUCUCAAUGACGAGCUCGAGCGCCGGGCCGCAGGCGGCAUCCACAAGAUCGCCUUCUUUCUAGUCGACUCGGUCAACCUGGUCUUUCAACAAGCAAAUGUCUUGCGUUGCGGCCUUGAUCAGAAAGUGGAGGGCAUAUGCGGCGCCAUGGGCGCAUCGCUUUGGUCCAAAGCGACUUGGCAGAGCCAUUACGAGAAGAACAUGGUAAUUGUAUGUACAGCCGAGGUCCUUGUUCAGUGUAUGAUGCACUCCUUCAUUACCAUGGCUCAGAUCAACCUCCUCAUCUUCGACGAGGCUCAUCAUGCCAAGAAUAACCAUCCUUACGCUCGCUUGAUGAAGGACUACUACGUACACGGACUGGACCCCUCCCAUCGACCUCGGAUCUUUGGCAUGACAGCUUCUCCGAUUGACACAAAGGGACUGUCGGUCGAUCAUAUCAAAGAAGUUGCCAAUGACCUCGAGAAACUACUUCAUUCCAAGAUCGUCACUACUUCGGAGGGUGCUCUCGCUUCGAACAGUAUCAGCAGGCCUACCGAGGAGAUCGCAGUGUAUGCACGGCUACAAGACCAAUUUGAGACGCCUCUGCACCAAGAGAUAAAAGCAAAGUAUGGGGACAUACCGGCAUUCAAGAAACUAUUCUUGGCCUCCAAGCGCUACGGUUCCGAGCUCGGACGCUGGGCGUCUGACAUGUAUUGGUCUUUUGCUUUCGCUGACGAGCAGAGCCGCAAGCUCGAAGAUCGCGAGCACUUGAAGCAUAACAAGGCUAAGCGAGAUGACGCCGCGCAGGAGUGGGACGCCCAGUCCAAGCGCUUACAGGAAGCGGCCACAUUCGUACAACAGUUCGAUUUCGGUUUGUGUACCUUGAGCGACACAGAUUUGAGUUCCAAAGUUCUGAAACUUCACCACUGGCUCCAGCUAUACUACGAACGCGGCGAUGAAGCACGUUGUAUCGUCUUCGUUGAGCAACGGCAAACAGCUCGGCUGCUUCAACUCAUCUUUUCCCAGAUCGGUGGACCGAACCUCCGCUGUAACGUGCUCGUCGGUGUCAACAAUCGUGCUGGAGAGCACAACAUCUCUUUACGGAACCAGAUCCUUACGGUGGCCAAGUUUCGUCGCGGCGAACUCAACUGUCUGUUUGCUACAUCUGUGGCGGAAGAAGGCCUUGAUAUCCCUCAAUGCAACCUUGUCGUGCGGUUCGACCUCUAUCGUACCAUGAUAGCGUACGUACAGUCUCGGGGCCGAGCACGGCACAGGAACUCGAAGUAUCUCCAUAUGAUUGAGCAGGGCAACGAUGACCAUCGCAGCCGGGUUUUCGACGUCAAGUUCGAGGAAGGUAUCAUGAGGAAGUUCUGCAAAGCUCUUCCCCAAGACCGUCAGAUCGGUGGAGGCGAGGUUGACAUGUUGUCGUUCGAAGACAAGAUGUAUCCAAGCUUUUUUACAAAGUCUGGUGCAAAGCUCACAUAUCGCUCGAGCUUAUCAAUCCUCAAUCACUUCGUAGCGACGCUACCCGGCCCCGACAGACAGACCAUGCUCCAGCCAACCUAUGUUAUCAAUCCUGAGGUCAACUAUGAUGCUCAGGAUUCUCAGCGGCGAGGGUUUGUUUGCGAGGUAAUGUUACCGGAACAUGCACCGGUGGUCUCGGUAACUGGCGACGUUCAAAGCAGGAAAACUAUCGCAAAAUGCUCUGCCGCUUACAAGGCAUGCCUCAUGCUUCACACCAAAGGCUAUAUGGAUGACAACCUCCUCCCAACAACAUGCAAAAGCUUGCCAGCUGGGAGAAAUGCACUGCUAGCGCUUAGCGAAAAGAAGAAGGGUAUGUACUCUAUGUUGAUCAAGCCAAAUUUCUGGAAGGUGGAUCGCGGAGUUGUCCCUACGCUUCUAUACCUGACCGUCAUCGAGCUUGACGCUGGCUUAGACCGACCUCAUCAGCCUAUGGGUCUCCUCACUCGCAUUCCAUUCCCGCAGAUGCCGCAUUUUCCUAUCUACCUCACGGAUGGAAGGCCCUCCAAUGUCGUAUCCAAAUCUGUCUCGACUCCGCUGCCUGUAUCGCCCGAGACGAUAAAAGCUCUCACGAUCUUUACUCUACGCAUAUACGAGGAUAUCUACAACAAGGUGUACGAGGAAGACGUCCAGAAAAUAUCUUAUUGGGUUGUUCCAGUAACUCCGAGCCAUGUGUCUUCUGUUUCGUCUGUUACCUCUCUCGAUCAAAUCCUAGACGUGGAGCAAAUUCGCAAAGUCUGCAAAGAACCCACUUGGAAGUGGACACCCGAGACCAAGUCUGAGGACUUGCUAGAUCGUUACUUCGUAGAUCCAAUGAAUGGAGGUCGACGCUACUACUCCAACGACCUCGCAACCCAUCUCAAGCCACAAGAUCCGCCUCCUAAAGGUCUACCUCGCAGUGGACAAAAGUUCAUGGCCACUAUUCUGGACUACAGCGACAGCCGGUGGGCAAAGAGUAGAGACAUAUCAAAGUGGCAUGCCUCGCAGCCCGUUCUUGAGGUGGAAAAGAUUCCUUUCCGUCGGAACCAUCUUGCAUGCGUCGAGGAUAAAGAGAAGGCACAGCUUUCGAUACGAUUUGUGGUCAUGUGCUACGUAUUACCGGCUCUCAUUCAUCGCUUUGAGAGUUAUCUCAUUGCUCUGGACGCCUGCAAAGUUCUCGGUCUCAACGUCAGCCCUGCGCUUGCUUUGGAAGCUCUUACUAAAGACUCCGACAACUCCGAGGAGCACGGCGAAGAAAAGAUCAACUUCAAGAGCGGAAUGGGUCCAAACUAUGAACGUCUUGAAUUCCUAGGGGAUUGCUUCCUGAAGAUGGCUACCUCACUUUCGGUCUUUGUCCAGCAGCCAGAUGAAAACGAAUUCGAGUUCCACGUCCGCCGCAUGGAAAUGCUCUGCAACAAGAACCUGAUGGAGACUGCAGUGGGCAAGAAGCUGGUGGUCUCCGCAGAUGGAACUGAACGCGAUAUUCAGCUGUACCGCUUCAUUCGCACGGAAGCCUUCUCAAGGCGCACAUGGUAUCCUGAAGGGGUGAAGCUCAUGAGGGGUAAGGGUUUGAAGAAGACUGAAGACGACUGGCUGAAGCUCACGCAUAAUCUUGGCGACAAGAGCAUCGCGGACGUCUGUGAGGCCUUCAUCGGUGCUGCUUUCCAGCAGCACUACCGGGGCGGGCGAUGGAACCCCGAAGACUGGGACGAAACUGUUAAAGCUGUCAAGCUUUUCGCCAACAGUCAAGAUCAUGUGAUGUCGAGGUGGUCAGACUACUACGACGCUUAUCAAAAGCCCAAGUACCAAGUUGCCGACGCCACCGCAGCGAUGCUCAAUACCGCUUUCAACAUUGAGCUGGUGCACCCAUAUCACUUCAAGUACCCACGUCUCCUUCGAUCUGCCUUCGCCCACCCCUCAUACCCGUACAUGUAUGAGAAUAUACCCAACUAUCAGCGACUCGAGUUCUUGGGUGACUCUCUUCUCGAUAUGGCGUUCAUCAUGCACCUCUACUACAAGUACCCAGACAAGGACCCGCAGUGGCUCACGGAACACAAAACACCCAUGGUGUCCAACAAGUUCCUAGGCGCUGUGUGCGUAAAGCUCGGUUGGCAUGUCCACAUCAAGCAGAACACCGCUAUUCUGAGCUCCCAAAUCCGCGACUACGUCUUGGAAGCUGAAGAAGCAGAGCGAGAAGCGGAUGGUGCCGUUGACUAUUGGGUCACCAUCAGCGAACCACCAAAGUGCUUGGCCGACGUGAUCGAAGCGUAUACAGCCGCCAUUUUCGUUGAUGCAGAGUUCGACUUCAGCGUCGUACAAGACUUCUUCGAUAGGCAUCUCAAGCCCUUCUUUGAGAACAUGACACUCGACUCGUACGAGAACUUCGCUUCCAACCACCCUACCACCCGUCUCAGUCGCCUCCUCGGUAUCACUUUCGGCUGUAGCGAAUGGCGCAUGGGUGCCAUGGAGACGGAGACGCUCAUUCCCGGUAAAGGCAAGGCUGUCGUCGCUAUGGUCAUGAUCCAUGGGAAGGUGUGGUUCCAUUCCCUGGGCCAGAGCGGCAGGUAUGCGCGUGUGAGGGCCAGCCAUGGAGCGUUGGAGAAGCUAGAUGGGCUUCCGCCUUACGAGUUCAGGAAGAAGUAUAAGUGUGAUUGCGUGCACGAGGGGGAGGGCGAGGGCAAACAGGAUGAGGAGGUGGUGAAGGCGAAGGAGGAGCUGAUGAAAGAGGCCAUGGGCUUGAGCAUCUAG
Messenger RNA from Alternaria ethzedia, 4683 nucleotides. It is a transcript of the gene DCL1, whose product is annotated as Dicer-like protein 1. Gene Ontology annotation, molecular function: DNA binding; ATP binding; ribonuclease III activity. Bases 1 to 4683 code for a protein of 1560 amino acids. Gene Ontology annotation, cellular component: RISC complex; cytoplasm; nucleus. Gene Ontology annotation, biological process: siRNA processing. The transcript is spliced from 5 exons. NCBI's taxonomy places the organism in Eukaryota, Fungi, Ascomycota, Dothideomycetes, Pleosporales, Pleosporaceae. The record is from RefSeq and is a predicted model, not a curated record.